Fomitiporia mediterranea MF3/22 is the source of this 1356-nucleotide messenger RNA. Its product is annotated as Indoleamine 2,3-dioxygenase. The transcript has 4 exons. Gene Ontology annotation, biological process: 'de novo' NAD+ biosynthetic process from L-tryptophan. Gene Ontology annotation, cellular component: cytoplasm. The record is from RefSeq and is a predicted model, not a curated record. Gene Ontology annotation, molecular function: metal ion binding; heme binding; indoleamine 2,3-dioxygenase activity. Bases 1 to 1356 code for a protein of 451 amino acids. Lineage: Eukaryota; Fungi; Basidiomycota; Agaricomycetes; Hymenochaetales; Hymenochaetaceae.
AUGGACUACCUCCACAAUGUCCUGCCACCGUCUGAGCUGCUCCGUCUAGGCGCGUCAACACUGAGCGACCUGCUCGCCAGGUUACGUGCCCUGGGCGUUCAGCAGCCCAAACCGAACUCCGACUUCGAUAUCUCUCGGGAAAUGGGAUUUAUUCCCGCUUAUCCGCUACAACGUCUACCUCUUGCGUUCGAAUUCUGGGAGCGUGCUCUUUCCCAGGCGCCUGACGUCCUCAGUCUUGGAGACGACAUCUCCGAAGAGGCAGUUGCAAAGCGCGAAGGUAGCGAACUAUGGCGCCAACGGAUCAGAGAGCGUGCUCACCUCGUCCUUACGUUCCUAACACACUUCUAUGUGCACUCCAUUCCUCCGUCGGGGCCUUCCAUGCCAAUCGUCGUCCCAAGGACUCUCGCUGUUCCUCUUGUAACCGUAUCGAGAAUCCUCGGAAUAGCGCCAGUCUUGACGUACGCGGACACAGUGCUAUGGAAUGCGUAUCCGAUAAAUUCUGAAUUGCCCAUGACUCUCGACAAUCUCCGCUUUGAACACUUCUUCUCAGGGACAGAGGAUGAAGCUGAAUUUUAUCGGGCGUCCGCUGGCGUAGAGCUGCGUGGAGUCGAACUCCUCAACAUAAUCGAGGAGAUCAAUAGCCUGCGUAACGUCACUGAUGAAGCCGCUGUCUGGAAAAUUGCCCGUGAUUUGCAGCGCGUCGCUAGCCUCAUCGAGGAGCUCGGCGACAUUCUGCAAAGCGUUCGGGCUGGAUGCGACCCACACGUCUUCUACUGGUCUAUACGUCCAUGGUUCUGUGGUGCUGAUGCAAACGGACCAGCUUCCGCUGGAUGGAUUUACGAGGGAGUCGACGACUCGGAUAAGCUCGACCUCAGCGGACCGUCUGGCGGACAAAGCACGAUGAUGCAUACGUUGGAUGUAUGGCUUGACAUUGACCAUAAGCUGGCGAAGAAAAGGUAUCCCGCACCGUCAGAGGAAAACAAGAAGGCAGAUCAUAGCUUUAUGAACAGGAUGCGCCGCUACAUGCCCGGUGCCCACCGCGAGUAUCUCGAAUAUUUGGAGAGCUCGCCUCAACCCAUACGUGAGCUUGCUCGUCAGACGCCAAAGCUCCGCGAACCGUACAAUGCCGCGGUUACGGCAUUGAAGAAAUUCAGAGACAACCAUAUACGAACAGCUUGCUUGUAUGUUGUGACGAUGUCCAAGUCGCAAAGAUAUCAGUGCCCGGUGAUGGCGGCCAUAGCAAGGGAGCAGGCAGAUGCAGCCCGCGGUGGCCCAGCUCGAGGGACGGGUGGAACCGAGCUUACGGCUUUAUUGAAAGCUGGUCGCGACGCAACACGACGGGCAGCAUUGGAAUAA